UCACUCUCCUCCAAAUAUUUCCAGCCAAUUACAUCUCUCAUCUGCUUCACGCUUGCCCUAGACACGUGUUGUUCUCCGCUUUUCUCCCUUGUACUGCUUGUUUUGAUUAUCGCCUGAGCUCACCGCUGAGUGGAGAGAUUGUUAAAAGGGGAGACUGACCACAGAGCGAAAGAGAGAGAGACGGUGAAGAGCGAUGGACGGAGGAGAGAGGCGGUGCAUGAUACGAUGCGCUACUGGUACGCAGGAUAAGACGAUAAUCGACCAGAUAAUGCUCAGAUUCAGGCCGAUUGCACCGAAACCUGUCAGCGGUGCUCCAGAUUCCGAUUUGUCUUACCUGAACAACAAGAACUUAUUGCUUUCCAAGCGCAGAACCAAAAGAAAGUACGUUAGGAUUCGUAAGAACAACAAAUUGAUCAAAAGAAACCAAAAAGUUUCAUCACCAUCAUCAUCAGAUCAUGGAAAAGGUAACGAAAGACAGGAUGGAUCUUUUGAAAAGGUCGUAACUCUGCAGUUAUUACCGGAGAGAAGCGAUGAUCAGUUUAAGGACUCGACAGAAAGAGGGAGAUCGUGGUGCAAUCUCGAUCUCACAGAAGAAUUUUUAGUUCAUAAUCCAGUGAAUAAUCAAGCCGCAUCCAUGCGGCUGAAGCUAAAACAGCCGGUUAUCUACGGGGAAGAUCAUCAGACGGUGGAGAUGGUUCCGAAAAGGAGAUUGAUACUGGAAUCGUGGGUGACAGUGGAGAGCGUGACAGACACAAACGGUUGCAUGGAAGGUCGAGGGUUAGGGUGUACGGACGUGGAAAGAGUGAAGAAUCUAGAGGAGGACACGCGUCCAGGGUUUAUAUCAGACGGUUCAAAUAGGGUGCGGUGGGUGAACGGGCCAUACAGGAGGAUGGUGUCAGUGAUGAAGGAGGAAGAAAAUGAGGGUCAGGGGCAGUCAGUGGAAGUAAAGGUGUGGUUGGUAACGAAAGAAAAGUUGGUUCCGUACAUGUACAGCUCUGCAUUUACUUGCUGGGUGAGAUUGCAGUACGCGUGGAAGGAGGAGAAGUUCUCGUCACAGAUGGUGCCAUGUGAUGUUUGGAGAAUGGACUGCGGAGGGUUUGCAUGGAGACUGGAUGUUGAGGCUGCACUGGGUUUGGGCCGUUGAAACAAUUGCAAAAAGCCUCCAAAUCGAAAGACCAAGAAGCAAAGGAAGCUUUAUCAGUUACUUGAGACAAUUUCUGUGGAUCUGAGCAUUCUUAGGAUCACAAGAUGACUAGGUCAGUGGUGGCAAACGCGGACAUGUUGAGAAUGGCAGAAUUGGAGGAGCAUGGUUUUAAAUUGCGGUCGCAGGUAAUGGAAAUAGGUCUGUAAUGGUUAUAAUUGUAAUGGUAAUGGUUUGACAAUAUGUAAAAUUUUCAAGUCAAUUUGUAAAGUUCAUAAAAUGACAUGAUAUUGAUAGAUUUAAUUCAGAACAA
This is a messenger RNA of Manihot esculenta (cassava), 1454 nucleotides long. RefSeq lists its product as uncharacterized. Bases 194 to 1144 code for a protein of 316 amino acids. The record is from RefSeq and is a predicted model, not a curated record. NCBI's taxonomy places the organism in Eukaryota, Viridiplantae, Streptophyta, Magnoliopsida, Malpighiales, Euphorbiaceae. The transcript is spliced from 2 exons.